This is a messenger RNA of Manduca sexta (tobacco hornworm), 1393 nucleotides long. RefSeq names its product opsin-2-like. Gene Ontology annotation, biological process: visual perception; G protein-coupled receptor signaling pathway. NCBI's taxonomy places the organism in Eukaryota, Metazoa, Arthropoda, Insecta, Lepidoptera, Sphingidae. Gene Ontology annotation, cellular component: membrane. Bases 16 to 1236 code for a protein of 406 amino acids. Gene Ontology annotation, molecular function: G protein-coupled receptor activity. The record is from RefSeq and is a predicted model, not a curated record. The transcript has 8 exons.
AAUCUGAAAGGCGGCAUGGAGAAACCAGCAGUCAGUCAACGGAAUGGGCCCAGGAGCACUCUACUGAGGACUGCUCACCCGCAACCAGAAAUUAUUCCCAACAUGAACAACCAAUCAGAAAAUUAUUAUCAUGGCGCACAGUUUGAAGCACUUAAGUCCGCCGGGGCCAUUGAAAUGCUCGGAGAUGGUUUGACAGGCGACGAUCUGGCAGCGAUACCGGAGCACUGGCUAUCGUACCCGGCGCCGCCCGCUAGUGCUCACACCGCACUGGCACUACUCUACAUUUUCUUUACUUUCGCCGCAUUAGUUGGAAAUGGAAUGGUCAUAUUCAUAUUCUCAACGACAAAAAGUUUACGAACAUCAAGCAAUUUCCUUAUCUUAAAUCUAGCUAUACUAGAUUUUAUAAUGAUGGCGAAAGCUCCUAUAUUCAUCUAUAAUAGCGCGAUGCGAGGCUUUGCGGUAGGCACAGUCGGUUGCCAAAUAUUCGCUUUGAUGGGCGCUUACAGCGGCAUCGGAGCUGGCAUGACUAACGCAUGCAUCGCUUAUGAUAGACACUCAACUAUUACGCGACCUCUCGAUGGAAGAUUGUCGAAAGGCAAGGUCUUACUCAUGGUGGCCUUUGUGUGGAUAUACUCUACACCUUGGGCUCUCCUUCCACUCUUGAAAAUUUGGGGCAGAUACGUACCUGAGGGCUACCUAACAUCGUGUUCUUUCGACUACCUAACCAACACGUUCGACACGAAGCUGUUCGUAGCGUGUAUAUUCACUUGCAGUUACGUUUUCCCAAUGUCCUUAAUAAUAUAUUUCUACAGUGGCAUCGUCAAGCAGGUGUUUGCUCACGAAGCAGCUUUGAGGGAACAAGCUAAAAAGAUGAAUGUAGAAUCUCUAAGAGCUAAUCAGGGCGGUGCAUCAGAGUCGGCAGAGAUCAGAAUAGCAAAAGCAGCACUCACUGUUUGCUUUCUGUUCGUGGCCUCGUGGACACCCUACGGCGUUAUGGCUCUCAUAGGCGCGUUUGGAAAUCAACAACUUCUUACUCCUGGGGUUACGAUGAUUCCUGCAGUGGCGUGUAAAGCUGUAGCGUGUAUUGAUCCUUGGGUAUACGCAAUCAGUCAUCCUAAGUACAGGCAAGAGCUGCAACGUCGCAUGCCGUGGUUACAAAUUGAUGAGCCCGAUGACACUGUCUCGACGGCGACCAGCAACACUACCAACAGCGCGCCACCAGCUGCCACCGCCUAAGUUCUCUAUGCUCAAAAGGGAUGACAUAUACUCACUACAUAUACAUGUAUUUAUUCAUUGUGAUUUUAACGACAACUAUGGCUAUGCUGAAGGACUUUUGAUGUUAAAUUACUGUAGAAUUUAUUAAAGAAGCAUAAAGUGUCACAGAACACCUCAA